This is a messenger RNA of Sesamum indicum (sesame), 1175 nucleotides long. Its product is annotated as rho GTPase-activating gacO-like protein. Gene Ontology annotation, molecular function: DNA binding. Lineage: Eukaryota; Viridiplantae; Streptophyta; Magnoliopsida; Lamiales; Pedaliaceae. The record is from RefSeq and is a predicted model, not a curated record.
CCCCUUCAUUUGUCUCUCCUCUUCUAGUCUUUGCCUCCCUCAGCUCAUUGGUUUAGUUUCAUUUCAACCUUGGAUGGGAAAAAGACUCAAUCUUUUCAAAUCCCUGUUCAGUUGCUGAAACUUUUUCUCAUUCCCUCUUGUUUCUUGAUCUGGGCUUCCGUUCUUUCCUGACUCAGAUCAAUUUUGUUCUAAGUUUCUCACUCAUAGCUCUAUCAAGACUUCAUCUUUUUUACUCCCACUAUUGUUGAAGCUAUUCAUGCAAGCAGAAAAACCACAUCUGAUUAGUGGGGUGUUAUCAGUUUCUUGAUUGGUACGAUAAUAUUCAUAAAGAUGGUUGCUUUGAUUAAGGAUGCGAGUGGGAGCUGUUCCUUCUGAGGUCAGCUUCAUUCGAUUUAUUGUUGUUUGUUCAAUUUGCUGAGUUGCGAAAUGGGCAGAGGGAGAGGAAAAGGCAAGAAACAACCUGCACUUGCUGCUCGUGAUGAUACUGGAAGUGGUGAGGAUGAGAAGUUGCCGGUGAGGAGGAGAGGGAGACCGCAAAAACCGUUGAAAGAUGACAUUGAGGAGGAGGAUGAAGUUGUGAAUAUAAUAGAAGAAGAUGACGCCAUAGAGGAAACAAAAGGCUCGGUAUUGAGUAAAAGUACCAAGAACCAAGCUGCCACAGAGAAUGGUAGGAAGAGGAAGAGACCAUCACAAGUAAAGGAAAGUGUCGAUUCAUUAAAAGAGGAAAACGGCGUGGGAACCAAAACUAGUGCUACUGACCUGAUCAAGUCAGUCGGGUAUAGACAAAAUGGCAGCAGAAGGAAAAAUAAGCCUAGGCGGGCUGCUGAAGUUGGCGUUGAGUGCAAAUGAAGACUGUAUUGCUGCUCAUUGAGGGUUGAAGCUUUGAUGACUUGUAUCGGCUUUUAAGUAUUUAUUUCUUUUUCUUCUUUUGGUUUCCGACUUCAUCAUGUUUUUGGUAAUGCUAGUUGAGAAAAAAAAUUCUUAAAUUCAUGGUUUCUGAUUAGUGCAGAAGAUUGCAGCAAUUUUCUUGGGUGUUUGCUGUAGAUAGCAGAUCUAGAUUCUUUAUACAGGUACUUGGUGUCAAGUAACCAGGAAUUUUGCUCAGCUCCCUCAAACACUAUCCUAUAUUGACAUUAUACGUUUUCUGUUGUAAUCAUAUGUAUUGCUCCUAUGCC